Molecule: messenger RNA, 1374 nt
Organism: Talaromyces atroroseus
Lineage: Eukaryota; Fungi; Ascomycota; Eurotiomycetes; Eurotiales; Trichocomaceae
Exons: 8
Coding region: 1-1374 (457 amino acids)
Biological process (GO): oxalate metabolic process
Source: RefSeq, a predicted model, not a curated record
AUGAAUCGAUUCAUCCCCCUCGCCGUCUUCAUCCUCUCAGCCAUCGACGCUGUCACUGCAGCACCGGCGGCAGCAUCAUCAAAUCCUCUGAGAGGAGGUCCACGCUUGAUAGGAUAUUCGCCAACGAACACGGUCCCCGUUGACAACACGGAGACAAUCUCAUUUCAGUACGCGCCAGGCCAGACAGCCAAUCCUGACAUCGGUCUGUAUCUGGACUUUGAGAAGGUUGAGAAUCCACAGCCGAUCCGAGGAGAUACCGGUGGCACGGAUCCUGGCCCGCGGAACUUGAAUUAUGACAAAAUCAACCCGGAUAAACUCGCUCCUCCAGGAACAGACACUGGGGUUGCUACAAUCAACGCGCAAUGGCCACUAGGUCUUAGCUCAGUCACACUAGGAAAAGAAAGAUCCGGCUGGUCUCGUGAAGAAAAUACAAAUGUCAUGCCCGCUGCUACCAAAAUGGCUGGAGUAAACAUGCGACUCGAAGCAGCCGGAUACAGAGAACUCCAUUGGCAUGUGGCUGCUGAGUGGGCUAUUGUGUUGAAUGGGUCAUGCAGAAUUCAAGCAGUAAACGAUGAGGGUGAGACAUUCGUUGAUGAUGUCGGCGAAGGAGAUGUUUGGUUUUUCCCACCAGGGAUCCCUCACAGCAUCCAAGCACUACAGAACGGCGUCGAGUUCAUGCUCGUCUUUGACCAAGGCUCAUUCUCAGAAACUAACACAUUCCUUGCAUCAGAAGUUUUUGCUCAUAAUCCAAAAGAAGUCCUCUCCAAAGAUCUCGGAAUUGACAUCUCCGCCUUGCAAAACAUACCCGAACACAAACUCUUCAUCUUCCCCGGCACACCAGCACCCACCGACAUACAAGAACAGAAUAAAACCGGCUCAGCAGGAAACAUACCCAAAAACAUGAGUUACUCGUACCACUUCUCAGAGCAGCCUCCGCAACUCCUUGAAGGUGGAACCGUUAAGAUCAUUGAUCCUCUUUCCUUCCCCAUUGCUAGCGACUUCUCGGUGGCUGUGGUCACUAUUAACCCCGGAGCAAUGAGGGAGAUUCACUGGCAUCCGUCGAGUGACGAGUGGACCUUUUUCAUUCAGGGUCAGGGCCGUGCGACGCUUUUCACGCCGCCUAGUGAGGCUACUACGUUUGAUUAUAUGGCGGGCGACAUAGCCUAUUUCCCUCAGUCGAAUAGCCAUUACAUCGAGAAUACUGGGGAUGAGGUACUUAUUGUUUUGGAGGUUUUGCAGGCAGACCAUUACUCUGACAUGUCGCUCGCGCAGUGGAUUGGAUUGACUCCCAAACAAAUUGUGCAAGAUACUUUGAAUCUGUCAAAUGAGACGUUGAGUAAGAUAACCACUGAGAAGAAGAUAGUUGUUGGAUAG